This is a messenger RNA of Naegleria fowleri, 1884 nucleotides long. RefSeq lists its product as uncharacterized. The record is from RefSeq and is a predicted model, not a curated record. Lineage: Eukaryota; Heterolobosea; Eutetramitea; Acrasida; Naegleriidae. Gene Ontology annotation, biological process: endoplasmic reticulum to cytosol auxin transport. Gene Ontology annotation, cellular component: membrane. The transcript is spliced from 2 exons. The coding region runs from base 1 to 1884 and encodes 627 amino acids.
AUGAACAAGACCACCUCAUCCACUUCAUUCCAGGGUUCUUUGUUUGUUACGAGCUUCUCUUCGACUUUUGAAGUUAUUGUUGAGUGCUCGGUUGGUUUUCUUCUCACUUGGUACAAAAUAAUUACGCCAGAACACGUCAAAUUUCUAUCCAAGAUUUGGUUCAAUUUAUUUAUUCCUACAUUAUUCUUCAAAGAUAUGGCGAUAUCCUUUUCAUUGGAUUUGCUUCAAAAAUUAUACAUGAUUUUAAUAUUUGGAGCAAUUAAUCAAGUAUUAGCUGUCAUUGUUGGCAAAUUGGUCUUUAAUAAUUUUACCUUUAAAUGCAUUGUGGGACCAUUUCGAUGGAUGGCCACACGUAUCUUGAGUGUUUUUGGAAAACGUUCUCAAUUUUUAGAGAAUAUGGACAAGAUGACCAAGACGGAACAGGACAUUUACUUUGUGAGCUUGUUUUGCCAUAAUUCUGUAUCUCUACCCUUAAUUUAUUUGUCAGCUUUGUGCUAUCUGUCCACAACGAAUGCCAUGAUUGAAAAAUCAGAACAAGCAUCUCAAUUUGUUCAUCACUUUGAGGAUCAAUCAACAUUACAAAAUUCUUGGUUCGCUGUAAGGGGUGGUACCAAUGACACUCUCGUGGAUAAUGUACCAGCGUUUUACAAGAUAUCUUAUAGUGAGGCAUACAAAAGCUCGAUUACAGCAAUUUCAAUAUUCAUAGUGCCCGUAGAAAUUGCAUUCUACACUCUAGGAACAUAUAUUUACAGAAAAGGAUCCGAGCAACAACAAGAAAUAUUGCUUACAAGACAAGCAGAAUCUUCACAAAUUGAAUUAUUAGAAUCUCCACCAACCACAGAAAGCUUAGAAAACUUGGAAAAUCAACAUAUUGUGACCAAUAUCACAAAAUUACACGAAGGCAAUGAAACCGUUCUCCCCUAUGAUCCUUCGAAUCCUACCUUAAACGUUGAACUUUCAGAAACUCCUUCCCUGAAUAAGAGAGAAGAACGACAGGUUCUAACUUUAUCAAAUAAUGUAGAGAAUGAAGAAUUGGGAAUGACACCCACCGUUCAAGAAACGCAACAACAAGUGAUCUCUGUACAGAGAACCAACCUUAACACAGAUUCACCCAUCGAUCAUUCUCUCCAAAAUAACACGAGUAACCACACAACGCAGCAAGCACCGCCCACUCUCUUAAACAACACACGAACCAACAGGAUGAAACAAAUGGCAAAGAACUUUGGACUUUUCAUGCUUCAUAAUAUUAUUUUGAAUCCUCCACUUGCCGCCAUUUUUCUUGCCUUAAUGAUCUCCGUGUCGAGCAGUGACUUGAAGAAUUUUCUCAUUGUGAACCCUCCCCCGUUUGUGAGCACCAUCAAACAUUUGUGUGAGGUGUUUGGACAAGCUGUUGCACCCGUUUCAUUGAUUAUUCUUGGAUCGAACAUUGCCAUUCAGGCAAUACCGCACAAUCAGCUGAACUCCUCCAAGAAGCAAGAUGAUGAGUCCGAGCAAUUUAUGAGAGAAUUUUCGAACAAUGACGAGAUCGAGCAAGCAUCUUCGCGUUAUGCUUUGAACAGACACUCAAUUUUGAAACUUUUUCGAAAAGUGAUACAAUUUGUGUUUGCCUCUCUAUGUUAUGUGUGGAAUAUUUUGAAAGUGAAGAAACUGAAUCCAGUGGCUUUGACAUUUGCCAUCAUGAUCAAGAUGAUUAUUUUCCCAUUAAUUGGUGUUGCACUAAUGUAUGCUUCCAGAAAUCUCUUCCCAUCAGGUUUUUCGAACAUUACUGAUCCUCUAUUUUUCCUAGUCAUUUUGAUCCAGUUCUCUACACCACCUGCUAUUGCUAUCACAGCUCUUAGCUCUGUGAAUUCCAAUUAUGGACAACAUGAAUCAUGUGGUACGUGA